UACUGAGUCCUCCUUUUCUCUAUUGCUGUAUGCAAUAGAGCAAUGGCUUAUUAAUUCAGGGGCCAUAAAGGGCCACAAUUUAUACAGAGAGGUUAAUUAUAUUCAACAUCCCUGUACUGCUCCCGAGUGAGUGAAGUCCACGUUUAUGUAAUUUCUUGUUAGCUCUAUAGCUUUGAUUUACAGCCACACCAUUACAAAUAUAUAUUUAUCAAUGUAGCGUUUAGUGUUUCCACAAAAAAACGUGGGAAAGAAAAAGUAUCUAUAAAUUGUCUUAUUUAUUGUAGUACGGUUAUCAAGUGACUAAAUUAAUACUGACAGGACAGACACAUCUCAGGGGCAAAUUUUCGCAGGGGCCUGUGCCCCCCUUACCCCACCCCCCUGCAUGGGGUCCAGGGUUGAGUACGGAAGCUAGAUAGAUAACACCUGGAGGAAGGUUGAGAAUAUCACUGAGAGGACUAUGAGGCGACAGAUAGGGACGACACAGUUCAUCUAUAUUUGUGAAAAUGCCUGCACAUGCUCACCAAAGUGUUGACAACUCUCUGCUUGAAGCUCAUUGUAUCGGUGUAUCCAGUCAAAAAGCGCGGCACAUAUGAGGGUGGGGCGGGGCAGCCAGAAGAUUUUAUAUCCAAGGAACACGGAAUUCCUCUCAGGACAUUAACAAUGGGGAUACCUGAAAACGAUUCAGCGAUUAGAGGGGACCAAACAUGCGGAUAGAUAUGUACUUUAUUGAUCCCAAAAUGGGAAAUUAGUGUGUUGUAAAGGACAUGUGCAGGGCAUUGCACACAGAGCAAAGUAGAAAAAUGUAAAUUACUCUGUAAUGUAAUAAACAUAAAAUGUGCUAAAAAGAACUCACCAAAUUUCCGAGCCAUCAGUGCGCCUGUGGGGACCAUGGGGUCUGUCAACAUGGCGUCGAAGCCCUGCAGAGUGAGGGGAUAGGAUGAUGGGUCAAUGUUUUUUUUUAUUGCAUCUCAGUUCUCAUUUAGAGCAAAUACACUCAUAAUCAUCUAUAACUCAUACAGCAGAAGGGAGGUAUUGUGUGUUUAAAUCUCACAAAACUCAGCAGUGAACUUUCUCAGGCAAUUUACAAUAAAAAAUUGUGUAGUCGAUAAUAUGAAUGGUUUGCGAGUAAGUAGAUACAGGGUUUCUUCAAAGUAACAUAAUCACCUACAUUAUAAUGCAAUCUGAUGCAGCAAGUGUUCCCAGAGUGGUAGCUCAGACAGAAUCCUAAUAAAUGCGGAAUUUGUGCAGUAAACAUUGUUGUACUGGAUUUAACUGUCGAUCCAGAGGUUGUGUUCGGCCACUGUAUUUGCACUCACCUGCUGUGCCAGAUGUGAGAUGAGGCUGUCAUUGAACAGUAGACUUUCUGCUGUGAUGUGGAGGAUUUCUGCCACUUUCUGGAGUUUUGAGAAUUGUUUCUUCAUCUUCUCCAUGAAAGGCUCUGCAGACUUCAGAAUCGUGUCUUUGUUCAUGGACAACACAGAAUCCAUGUGAGCCUUGUCGUAGGGAACGGGAUGAAUCACGGUGUCGUAGUGUUUCCCCGGACCCAUCCGUAUGCUGACCUCUGGUAUCACCACGGUGACCCGGUGUCCACGGCGACCCAUUUCUUGGGCAAUGGCCUUCAUGGUCACCCAGUGGCUCCCAUCCAUGGGUACAACUAGCAGCUUACCGGAGUAUGCAGAGGAGGCAGCAUGACUUGGAAAAAUACCGUCUAUCUGCUGCUGGUUCUCUAGCUUAGACGUUUCUGUCUCAGUCUUAUCCAGAUCACCUAUCACCUGCAUAUCUGUGUGAAGCAGCACGAACAUAAACGCUGCUGCCUUCCACAUUGUUCUGGUUUCGUGUGUCCACACACCUCACUGUGUCCAACACAGAAUUAAAGGUGGCAGAAAGGGAGAGAAAAAACAAGUCAACACAACAAUCCCUAAGCUGUUCUUUAGUGAUCCAGGUAACCUGAUCCCUCCGCUCCCGUUGCUGUGUCUGGCUGUGGAUUGUUGAAAUUCCUGUCAGAUUGAGGUGUGUCCAAAGUCCUUGUUUGACAAUCAAUCAGAGUCCAGUCUCACGGUUUGCUGCAGUGUUGUGAGUUUUAUUGGUCAUCUGGAAUACUGUGAGCCUGCAGCAGAGAAGUUAGCAUGGUCCCUGCCAAACUCGUGUGGAGUCACAGUGGAGAGGGGAUCAGUCUGUAUGCAAAUGCAGCCAUGAUGGAAGGGGGCUGUCAUUUACAUUCACAGAGCUUUUAGUUCUACAACUCCUGAAGAUACCGUGAACUGGGUGUCUGAGAAUCUUCAUAGAUAUCUGCAUAAAACGUGUGUGGUGAUAAAUGACCAAUACACCAGUUGGUCUAAUCUCAAUUAAUUUAAGUUAUAUCUCCUUUUAAUUUGCAAAUGUCCAACUUGUAUUAAAAUUUCAAAUCGUAAUUGUCUUGAUGUAUAGACUUUUUUUGAUAAAGUUGUGAAGAAAAAAAGUUUUGGAUCAAACAUCAGAGAAAUAAAGUUACAUAAUGAGUCAUUUUUUUAAUGUUCAGUUCUUGCUAUUUGGACGCCUGUCCAGCUGGGGGCGGUAGCGUGCCGCUCACUCCCCGCGGCAGAGCAGUAGAAGAAGAAUUCUGAUCCUCAGCGCGCGCACUUCCAAGAAAGUUGUUGUGGAAGAAUAAAGCUGAGGCUGAGCCCCGCGAGCUUUCUACAGGAAACAAUCUCUGCUGCAGCGUAACCCACAUGUUGAGAGGUGGUUUGUUGUCUUCAGAUGAGCAGGCCUGCGUCUGACAGUGAAUCUGAGGCAGAUGACUCGGAGUCGCUCGUUCAUUCAUUGUCUAUAAGAGUAGAAUAUUACAGGUCGUUUGAGUAUUGUCUGAAGUGGGAAGAGUCCAUGUAUACCAGACGCUCCUCCAAGGCCUCCAAGAAGAGCCUUCAGAGAAGUCCCAGCCCUAAGGAGGAUGACAUCCAGCGCAAGUUGAAGGGGAAGAAGAGGCAGAAGAAGACCGAAGCUGGCGACAGCGCAGUUAAUACAAAUAAGUUGAGCAGCCGGGACCUCAUUGACAUCAUCACUGACACGCAUGAUGCUGAACCUCUGGCUGAGGAGGUUGAGGGAAAGACUGUGGAGGUCGCUGAUACAGCAGUGGACGAGUCAGAUGAAGACUGCGUCUCUGUCAGCAGCAGCGUCGCCUCUGGCCCCUCCACCUUUUGUCCCACCAACGUCAAGAGAUGGAGUUCUUUACAGAGCUUGUGCUCGGCGUGUCAGAAGCUCUACCAGAGAGCAGAGAAGAUGAAAACACCAAUCAAAGACAAAGACUUAGACAAUGAUCCCAACUCUCUGACUUGUGACCACUGGGUCCUGAUCAAACAGUGGAGACCCAGAAGGCUGCCUAAUGCACGAGGGAAGCUUUUGACCCAUGUGAAGCUGGUGAAGAAAAGACUCAAGUCAGGUGAGAAGCAGAGUGAGAUGUAUGACAGAGAGUCAUCAGCCUGCUGGCGACCGUGCACUUUCCUACAGAGGAACCUUCGGUGCUGUGUCAGAGUGCCAGCGAAGAAGGGGAGGAAGAGGACGAUUAGGAGGAAGAGGGCAAGGGGUGACUCUCAGGGUUCUCGCGCUGCUAAGCAACGACGUCUCCACAGCAACAGUCCCCGCCAGCACCUCAGUAGAAGCCGUACUCGUGGCAGCAGCCCUCAGCCAAUCAGCAGUCUCAGCAGCAGUCCGGCUUUUGAGAGAUGUGACGAUCGAAAAGGCGACAAUCAAGCGGACAAACACACGACUGUUGAGGUGAUUCCCUGCACAGUCCCUCUGGACACCCUCAAAAUGAAAGAUCCUCCCCCUGAGAAGAAAACACCAAAGAGUGGAUUUAGAAAACUGCUUUCCCAGCUGCGCGGCAACAGCAGCAUGAUCGUCAAAGAAAAAUGUUAGCAAGGUGACUCCUUUUUGUUUAAACUUCUCUUUCAAGGUUUUAAACAGCUACAGUGUUCAAGUGUUGAUGUAGCUUGUUCUUGUGUUGCUCUGUGGGUUUUCAGUGGCCCCGUACACACCUGGUAUUAACAUCCGUCCUGAGAGAUCCGAUCACAAGUGGCCAGCGCUAAGUGCGUGUGUUCACAUCUGAAUGUCCUGAAACCGGAAUGUGUCUCCUGUGACCACUUGUGAUCGGAUCUCACUCCCCCGCUCUACAUGCAAAUUCGCACGAAUGUCAUUUGUUUUAGUUAAGACGAAACAAUGUUAUUUUGAGCCAGUGUCCUCCAUGUGUGUGAUGUCACUGUGUGUGUUUCUGUACUUCUAUCUUUGUGAGGACCAUUUUAAGCAUGGACCCUACAGAGUGAGGACACUUUUGGAAAGUCAGGACAUUUUGACUGGUGCUCCCUUUUUCAAUGUGCUGUUUGAGGGUUAAGGUUAGGAUAUGGCAUUUAGUUUAAAUAUAAGGUAAGGGUACGGGGCUAAUGAAUAUAUUAUGUCGAUGAAUGUCCUCACUAAGAUAGAAGUACAAUCGUGUAUGUGUGUCGGCACGAGCGAGCAAAAAUAAAGGUAUAGGGGGGAGUCAGGUGACUCUGAAUGCAGCUGUGAAGGAUGAUAUACCGGGCUGUGUACGGGGCCAGAGUCGUUCAAACUGACUUUGUUCUCUGAAUUUGAGUUUGUAAAAUACUUCUGCAAAAAGCCAAAAACUAUUUCUCAGUUGGCCGAUAAUAAAGCCGAUCUUUCUCAGAUAUCGGUAUCUGUGUUAUGAAAAGUUGUUUAACGGAAUAAACAAUGCAGAAAAGUUGCACAUUUAUGUUUACAUUUUACAUAAACAUUAAAAUAAUGUUUAUUUUCUUAAUUCAGGUUAUUCAUAUGUGGUUGUAUUUAUGUUUUCUUUUUAUGUAUAGAUAUUUAUAAUAAACUUUUUGUUAAACUGUAAAAUAUCAAGCCUCAAUCACAUUCCUUAGUUAUGUUUUGUAAUUUGGAAGUUGAACUGCUUUGAUAUAUUCAUGUAAACUGUUAACGGCCAAUUACAAUAUUUAUGAGCAGGGUUUUAGUUUGUUAUUUUCCACACAGAAAAAGUGACUGAAAGUUAAACCAGAACAAACUGUUUGCAGACUAAUAAACACUUGU
Pleuronectes platessa (European plaice) is the source of this 5061-nucleotide messenger RNA. RefSeq lists its product as uncharacterized. The transcript is spliced from 7 exons. The record is from RefSeq and is a predicted model, not a curated record. Lineage: Eukaryota; Metazoa; Chordata; Actinopteri; Pleuronectiformes; Pleuronectidae. The coding region runs from base 2737 to 3891 and encodes 384 amino acids.